UAGUUCCUGCUUUACAUUGAGCAUCCUGCCCAAGUUCGCAUUUUGACCAGUCGCAAAGUGAAACUGUACGGUAGAAACUUACUUGGAUUUGCGCAGUCUAAAUCGCAAUCAACUCUCCGCCGAUUACUGUGACACACGGCGCCAAACAUGGGAAGCAAUUUUUCAAAGGAAGACUGCUUUCACUUCCCAACCAUGGACAAGCGGAAUCUGGGCACUCUGAGGGACUAUGUGCGUAACUACAACCCUCCUGAGGGCUGUGGAGGCUGUAUAAACAUCCUACUCUUCGGCAUGGUGGGGGCUGGGAAAUCAUCGACCAUCAACACAUUCCUCUCCGCUCUGGAUCCAAAAGGAGCGACCACAACCUGUGUCCCGACGGGAGACGAUCCCAAAUCUCUCACACCAGAGCUCAGGUCCUACAGAGCACAGAAGCUAAAAUUUUGGGAUUCUGCUGGAUGGAAUGUUGUGGAGGUGCGUGAUCAGAUAAAAAGAGUGGAUUGGAAAAAGAAAAUGGAACAGAAAGAGAGAGUGUUACAGAUGAUCCUGGAAGGAAGAGUUCCCAAAGGAACAGACUUGCACAGUUUCAACCCUGACUCAGAUAUUUCCACCUAUCCCGUUAUUCCGGAAAAUGUAAUUCAUGGAGUCGCAUUCAUAUUUGACAUCAACACCAUGGACAGCAUCAGUGAUGAUAAAAUGACAGAGUUUCAGGAGUUACAGACGAUCGUGGCACAGAAGUAUGUUCACAGGGUUGUGAUUGGGACCAAGUUUGAAAAAUUAGGGUUACCAGAAAAAUACAAUGCAUGGAUUUAUGAAUUCAAGCCACUGCAGCAGAAGUUUGAGACGUUGGCAGAACGUACUGGGAUGGAAAGGCGUUCCAUGUUUGUGGUUUCGAAUCAGUGGAGAGGUGAACAGAUCGAGAUGAUAAGAUGUAUCCUGGCCCUGUAUGUUCUGGAUAAUAUGGUCAGAAACAUUGACCGAUUUCUCAAUGCGGUGCAAUGAUCACAGCUGACCUUGUCCAGUGCUGAGAAUCCAAUCCAGUUUCAGAAGCGCAGACACUGCUGUGGGAUUGAUGCUUUUAUUGUUUCCCUGUAGUCUUAGCAUUCUUUAUGCUUGUUUAUAUAUUUGUACAAUCACCUGUUUAUCUGCAAACUUUUAGUAACCUGUUGUAUUAGUAGUUCCAUCCUUCUGUCGUUUCUUUUCCUGCAAAACUGAAGGGGGAAUCAGUUAGUCUCUGCUGAAAGUGUUUCUCAAAUAAACUGGCCCAGAGCACUUGGCAGAAUAAAAGCAAA
Molecule: messenger RNA, 1286 nt
Organism: Hypanus sabinus (Atlantic stingray)
Lineage: Eukaryota; Metazoa; Chordata; Chondrichthyes; Myliobatiformes; Dasyatidae
Product: interferon-induced protein 44-like
Exons: 7
Coding region: 148-996 (282 amino acids)
Source: RefSeq, a predicted model, not a curated record